AUGGCAGAGAUCAGGACGAGGUUUAAGUUCUACUGGGCAUCCCAUCCCAUUGCUAAUCGCUAUGAAUUUGACUGCUGUUUAUACAUGGUUCUUCCAUUUUUGGCUAUACUUGUCUUGAUACUCUGGACAAACAGCUCAUUUCAACAAGCCUGCAGAUACACAUGUAGGCCUAACUCUUACAAAAAGCCUCAUUGCUGCAUGUUUCUUUGUUAUCUUCUCCGUCACAUUUUCAAGGCAGCUUUGGUUGCUCUGCUGUGGAUUGCAUUUCUCUAUCUCAAUGGAGACUGGUAUGUUUGCUGUUGGAACAAUGAUUCAGAACAACAGGCACAGUUAGCCUGCAAAGAGAGGGGGAAGAUCACACAAGAAGAUCGAGUAAUCAUCGCUGAACUGAAGAACAGGUCCAGGGUCAUUGGCAGUUUUUUGCUCAUCGGUAUUAUUUUUUUGGCAGCCAUACUGUCAUUAUUUCCAUGGAGGAAAUGCUGUAGAUGGAGGGGAUGCAGUGAAAAAGUGGACACUUGCUGUGACAGGAAAUUUAUAUAUUACAAACUGAUUUUGGAAGAGGAGAAAAACGUACUGAAAGAGAGUUUUAGGAGACAAAUUAGAGACGACUUGACUGAACAAGUCACAGGUUAUUUGAAUCAGAAAAAUAUUAACGAGUGUUUUAAUGUUGCUGAGAAGCUGAUGGAGCUUGAAACUCCUCAACAAGCAGCAGGAGCAGCAGGAGCAGCAGGAGCAGCAGGAGCAGCAGGAGCAGCAGGAGCAGCAGGAGCCCAGCAGGGAGCAGGAACACCAGGUGGACAACCAGGGUCGGAGAAUCAGCCGCUUUUGCAGCAGGAACCGGGUCCAUCAAGUAGACAGUAAAAAUGGCUUCUUCAUCAAUUUCUGAGAAAACUUCUGUCUGUCUGAGAUUAGUUUGAACUUUCCUCUUGCUUGACUCACAAUCUGUUAUUUACUCACCUUUUCCUACUUAGACAGAUUAUCCCUUAUGUUUAAUAAAUACUGAUGAUUGCUGUUGAUCUAUUUCAUUUACUGAUGUUCUAGUCUUGAUUUAGUUGUUUUUGUUGAUAAUUUCCUUCAAAUGAUGACUGCUUUGAUCAGUGAUAUAAUUACUCUAGAUAGAUGUAUAUUGAUGAUUGCAUUUUAUUGACUGCUUUUCACUUGUUGCAAUACUAAAGAAUAAUUUAGGUUCAGAUCAUUUUCAGUUAAACUUUGAUGCUGUUUUGAUUUUCAUUUAAACAUUAAGUUUGAUUGUAUUUUAUUACUCAGUUUAUAUUUUUUAAGCUACAU
This is a messenger RNA of Thunnus maccoyii (southern bluefin tuna), 1287 nucleotides long. RefSeq lists its product as uncharacterized. NCBI's taxonomy places the organism in Eukaryota, Metazoa, Chordata, Actinopteri, Scombriformes, Scombridae. The coding region runs from base 1 to 861 and encodes 286 amino acids. The transcript is spliced from 5 exons. The record is from RefSeq and is a predicted model, not a curated record.